AUGCUUUCUGAAGACGAAGCCCGCCAACUUUACCGCGAGUCCAUCCACAUCGACUCACUCAACAUUUCCAAUUGGGGACCAGAAAUUUUCCAGGCUUGGCGCAAGGGCGGCAUCACCGUCGUCUCGUGCACCUGCGGCCUUUGGGAGGACUUUAAAGGCACCAUUGCCAAUAUUGUUCAGUGGAAAAAGUGGUACGAGGAAUAUAGCGACCUAAUCAUGGAGAUCACUAGCAUUGAAGACAUCUACACUGCGAAGAAGCUCAACAAAACAGGCGUCAUCCUGAAUUUCCAGAACACCUCCGGCAUUGAGGACCAGCUGGACUACCUGCGUGUGUUCCGCGAUCUCAAUGUCCGCCAAAUGCAGCUCACGUACAACACGCAGAACUACUCCGGUGCCGGCUACACCGAGUUGCGCGACUCUGGGCUGACUGGUUUUGGCAGAGAGGUGGUGGACCACAUGGCCGUUCUGGGGAUCGUGUGCGAUUUGUCGCAUGUCGGGCACCAGACGACGAUGGACACGAUCGAGUACGCGCGCAAGCCGCCGUGCUUCUCGCAUGUGUUGCCGUCCGGGAUGAAGGAGUCUGGUCGCAACAAGACCGAUGAAGAGAUCCGGGCGCUGGGGGCCAAGGGCGGCAUGGUUGCUGCUUCCAAUUUCGGUCCCCACAUGAAGAAGGGCAACGACAGCACGAUCGACGAUUACGUGGAGGUGUUGGAAUAUUUCAUUGACCUUGUGGGGGAAGAUCUUGUCGGGAUUGGGUCCGACGCGUCGGAGGGUCACGCCCGGCCGUCGCCGUUCCUGGAGUGGUGCAACAAGGACAAGGGCUACGCGCGCAAGAUGACCGAGUGGGGCAGCGCACCGGUCGUCAAGCCGUUGGGCAAGCUGGCCGACCGCGAGGAGCUGGCCGUGGCCAUGGCCAGACGCGGCUGGACGGCCGAGAGAAUGCGCAAGGUGUUGGGUCUCAAUUGGCUCAACUAUUAUCAGCGUAUCUGGGAAAAUUGA
Ogataea parapolymorpha DL-1 is the source of this 999-nucleotide messenger RNA. Its product is annotated as membrane dipeptidase. Gene Ontology annotation, biological process: proteolysis. Lineage: Eukaryota; Fungi; Ascomycota; Pichiomycetes; Pichiales; Pichiaceae. The coding region runs from base 1 to 999 and encodes 332 amino acids. The transcript has a single exon. Gene Ontology annotation, molecular function: metallodipeptidase activity. The record is from RefSeq and is a predicted model, not a curated record.